AUCGUAACGAGACGCCCGAUAUGGAAAUCUACCUGCUAUUAUUUGACUAUUGUUCCUAGCAUGAUUUGGUUAAAUUCAAUAAUGAACUCUACACAAACAAUCCCUCUUACCAUAAGUUGGUUUCAAGCGGAGGAUUUUUCGUUAACUUUGUGAAAUUGAAGAAAAGUUUCAAAUCCGUCAGACUUUGAGUUGAAGCUGCUGCUUUUAGUUUUCAAUUAUUUUUGGGAAAUAAAGCUUUGAUUUUUCAUUUGAUAAAAGUGUUUUUGGAAAGAGGUUUGAACCUGCAUUUGACUCAUGCAGUUUUUAUUUUUUGCUUAUUGGAAUUCUUUUUUUGGUUUUUUUUGAGCAAGUCAGACUUUGAUUUUAAACAACUUGUGUGAUUUUGGGGAAGAUCGGUGUUUAUUUAUAUAGAAAGAAAAGCAAUUUUUAUUGGUAAUUGAGUUGUUUGUCCGGCUUAAAAAAUUGAGAUCUAGCUCGGAUUUCACAGCAUGUAUUUUUUCGAAUUCCUCAGGUAAAUUUACGAUUUUUUAACUUUUCUGUACUCUUUAUACGUAUUUAUGCUCUCACGUAUGUUUGUUUAUUCCUGAAGCAACUACGUAUAAAGCUGAUUUUUGGUUUUUUGGAUCUGGACACUAUAUAUGUUUUGUGUUCUUUCACGUUUAAUAGAUAUGCGUGCCCCAAAAAGAAAUGAAAAUUGUAUGCAUGUGCUUGCUGUUAACUGUAACUAUAUAAGAAAGUUGAGCAUUUCUUAAAUUGAUUGACCGAAUAAUUAUAAAGUUGUGUUUUUCCCUGUAUGGCACGGACAAUUUGCUGUGUGAGAGCUAAUUUUCUGUUUAUUGGAUGAAGUUCAGAGAUCAGAUUUCAAAACACUGAAGUCAGAUCUGCCGGGAAUUUAGACGCUAACUGGUAUUUGAGUCUCUGAACAAAUGGGGUUUGACUUGGGAAGUAUGCUACAAAAGAUGAACAUCUUAUCGAAUACUGACAACACUUCAGUGAUUGCCAUCAACUUAUUUGUUACACUCCUUUGUGCAUGUAUUGUAAUCGGUCACCUUUUGGAGGGAAAUCGCUGGAUGAAUGAAUCCAUCACGCCCCUUAUAAUCGGUGUAUGCACUGGAGUAGUGAUUCUACUAAUAAGUGGAGGAAAAAAAUCACGUCUUUUGAUUUUCAGCGAAGAUCUUUUCUUCAUUUAUCUUCUUCCACCAAUCAUAUUUAAUGCGGGGUUCCAGGUCAAAAAGAAACAAUUCUUUCGCAAUUUCUCAACUAUAAUGCUGUUUGGAGCUCUUGGUACUUUGAUAUCAUUCGUCGUUAUAUCAUUGGGUGCUAUUGGUCUUCUCCGGCCACUGGAUAUUGAUCUGGCAAUUGGAGAUUAUCUUGCACUUGGAGCAAUUUUUGCUGCAACAGAUUCAGUUUGCACCUUGCAGGUGCUAAAUCAGGACGAGACACCUUUACUGUAUAGUCUAGUCUUUGGGGAAGGAGUUGUAAAUGAUGCGACAUCGGUGGUUCUCUUCAAUGCAGUACAGAACUUUGACCUGACUCAUACAAACACAACUAUAGCUUUGGAGCUAGUUGGGAAUUUUUUGUAUUUGUUCAUCACAAGCACCAUAUUGGGAGUUUUUGCUGGAUUGCUUAGUGCAUAUGUCAUAAAGAGGCUCUGCUUUGGAAGGCAUUCCACAGAUCGUGAGGUUGCCAUUAUGAUGCUUUUGGCAUAUCUUUCAUACAUGCUUUCCGAAUUAUUUAAUUUAAGUGCUAUUCUCACUGUGUUCUUUUGCGGGAUUGUGAUGUCACAUUACACCUGGCAUAAUGUCACCGAGAACUCAAGAAUCACGACCAAGCACACCUUUGCCACAUUGUCAUUUGUUGCUGAAAUAUUCAUAUUUCUUUAUGUUGGCAUGGAUGCUCUGGACAUUGAGAAGUGGCAUUUCGUAAGUAGCAGCCCAAAGACGUCAAUUUCUGUCAGUGGAGUUCUAUUGGGAUUGGUUUUGGUUGGACGAGCAGCCUUCGUUUUUCCUCUAUCAUUCCUGUCUAACUUGACCAAGAAGUCCCCAUCUGAGAAAAUCGACUUUAAGAAGCAAAUUACAAUAUGGUGGGCUGGUCUUAUGCGCGGUGCUGUUUCGAUUGCUCUUGCUUAUAAACAGUUUACAAGUUUGGGACACACCAAUGUACGAGAGAUUGCCAUCAUGAUUACCAGUACCAUAACAGUUGUUCUUUUCAGCACUGUGGUGUUUGGCUUGAUAACUAGACCUUUGGUGAGGUUCUUACUGCCUUCAUCAAAACCAUUAGCCAGUAUGAAUUCAUCGGAGCCAAUUACCCCGCAUUCCGUCACAGUGCCACUUCUAGGCGAUGAGCAGGAUUCCUUAACUGAUCUAUACGGACAAAACAUAACAAACGGGCAGGCUUCAGAAGCUAGUGGAGUUGGCCAAAAUGUGCCCCGUCCGAACAGUUUACGGAUGCUCUUAACAAGACCCACUCGUACUGUCCAUUAUUAUUGGAGAAAAUUCGAUAAUUCUUUCAUGCGUCCCGUUUUUGGGGGUCGUGGUUUUGUUCCUUUCGUACCAGGCUCACCAACCGAGAGAAGCCUGCAUCGUUUCCCUGAAGAACUCGAACAAGCUGCUAGAACACUGAAUUAGAUAAUUUGCCCGGUGUACAUAAUCAGUUUUUGGCUUUCAUUUGUUUAUAUCUGUGCUUAUCCUUUUUUUUUGAAAAAAUAGGAUUCUAUUUACUUUCGUUAUUUCUUAUGAAAUCAUGCUUUUUAUAACCCUUUUUCUGGGCGCUAGUCCGAAAUUAUUUUACAGAGAGAAUUUGUAUUUAAUAUUCUAGUGCCGAAUUGGAAAAAUUGGGUGAAUAGUC
Olea europaea var. sylvestris is the source of this 2847-nucleotide messenger RNA. Its product is annotated as sodium/hydrogen exchanger 1-like. Gene Ontology annotation, molecular function: sodium:proton antiporter activity. NCBI's taxonomy places the organism in Eukaryota, Viridiplantae, Streptophyta, Magnoliopsida, Lamiales, Oleaceae. The record is from RefSeq and is a predicted model, not a curated record. The transcript has 14 exons. Gene Ontology annotation, cellular component: membrane. Gene Ontology annotation, biological process: proton transmembrane transport; sodium ion transport; regulation of pH. The coding region runs from base 927 to 2627 and encodes 566 amino acids.